Molecule: messenger RNA, 3678 nt
Organism: Chironomus riparius
Lineage: Eukaryota; Metazoa; Arthropoda; Insecta; Diptera; Chironomidae
Source: the annotation of a GenBank genome assembly
CGAGAAUUAAAAGUCAAUAAAUAUUGAUUUGCGGAUUGACUUCACUUAAGUAAACCGUAUCAUUUGCUGACGUUAUGAAUACAGCUUGGAAGCUUCGAGUGCGAGGACUGUAAAGUAAUUCUUACAUAAAGAAAAAAAAUUGAAACAAGCGAGGAAUUUUAACAAGAAUUAAUUAACAAUACGAUUGAAUCUGCAUUGACGUAACAAGUGACAGCAAACAAGAAACUUUAAGCCGAUAGAUGCAUGUGAAAACAUUUGCAUUUAUGAUAAUGAAACUAAUUAUCAAAUAAUUAACGCCAAUUUAAUGUAAAACAAAAAAAUAAAUCGAGAGAAGAGAAAAAAGAUUGCCAUAAUUCCCUCAUCAGCAUCAAUAUAAUAUCAACAUGCAUUGCAGCUGAGUGUUAAACUGAUAAAAUACAUGAAUGGAAUAUAUAAAAAUCACUUUUUGUAAAUGUGAUACAUGCGACAUAUAAGGGAAUAUGAAAAUAGCUUUAUCAUGCUAAAGAAGUGAUAAUGUGAGAAACUCUGUUGUCAGACAAAUUUAAAGUAAUCAAGAAUAAGAAGAAACUCUAAAAAUAAAAAAAGGUGUAGUGCACAAAGUGGAAUGAAUUACGAUUGUAAAAAGUGCAAAAUGUACAGGGACAAUUGUAGAACUUGAAAGUUAAAUAUUAUUAAACGAGUGAAAAAAAAUAUAGCAGAAUUAUAAAUAAACCGCACACAUUUCGCAGGUUGCGUCAUUACAACAACUGCUUUAAAUUCAGCAAAAAAGAAAGAAAAUAUAAAAUUAAAAAAAAAGUGAAAGAGAAUUUUUGUUUAUAUAUAUUUUAUAAUUAAUCAAAAUACAUAAAUGCAAUAUGAUCGGAGACAUAUUUGUUGGUGCUCUAUUACUACUGUCCGGAUUUAUAAAUGUGCUAGCUAUUGGUGCAUUCUGGAUAACUCCUAGUCUUCGUACAACUGCAAAUCGUUUUGUCAUUAAUUUGCUUCUAGUAAACUUUAUAAGUUGCCUAAUAUUAUCACCGUUUGCCUUCAAUGUCAAUGCAAACUCACCCACGAGCUUUAUUACAUCAUCAUCAUCAAACAUUAACAAUAGCAGUAAUAGUCAAUUAGCCACGGAUGUGGUUAGUAAGGUGGACAAUAAUACAACAAAUGGAAAUAACGAUACAACAGUGGAUGAAUGCUCCAAUCAAACGCUUGAGUGCCUCUAUCAUAUGAAACAGUCUGGUGCCAGUAAUGAAAGUUAUAGUUAUAAACUAAUUGAGACUAUAGAAAAUAUUUCCAUGCGAAAGUAUCAAACAUGGAGUUUGGAUUUAGUCGUAGCGUUAAGUGUAUUAUCUGUGUUAUUAGUUAUUUUAGAUACAUUCAUUGCUGUGACAGAUCCAUUACGCUAUCAUUCGAGAAUAUCUGAUUUAAAAGCAUGGCUACUCAUAGCACUAUGCUGGAUAUUAAGUAUUAUAUUUGGUAUUGCGUCAGCCCUUCGAACGGCAUCAGACGUCGGGUUUAUCUUAUCAGACGAUACGUUGGAAAGCGUCGUUAAUGAUAAAAAGUAUAAUAUGAUGUUUUUAUUAACAUACUUCCUUCUCAUCAUAAUAAUGCCAUUCCUGUUAGUUAUUCUUAUGUAUUGGCGAAUUUAUUCAGAGGCACGCGAAAGUGGACAGCGAAUGAGACAAAAUGGAUCAUCUCCAUUACUACAGAGUGCUCUCAAUCUUGCCGCCACCGCAAAUGCUCAUCCGCAGCAAUCAACAAUACUUACGAAUCCUCAAUGUAUGUUAUUGUCAACAUCAUCACCUCAUCAUCAUCAUCAUCAUCAUCAACACCAUCAUCAGCAGACAAAUAAUAAACAGCUUGUUAUGAAUAAACAAGAUAGCAGUUGCGCUAAUUAUUUUAUAAAUAAUAAUAACAAUAACAAUUCUAAUAGUAACAAUUAUGUGCCCACCAAUUUAAUCAGUGAUGGUCUUACGAUGAAAAUUGACAAACAGAACUACUCAGUCGUAAAUGUCGAGCAUCAAAGAGAUCAUCCGACAACAUUAAAUCUUAAUGGAAUAAGCAAUGGAGGAUAUAGCAGCGAGCAUCAUACAAAAACAUUUUUAUUAUCAUCACCGCCUCACGAGUGUAUGCCUAUGUUAAGUACAUUUGACGAAGAGACUUCAAUUGGACCUAAAUCGCAACAACAUCAAAAUAUUUUGCUUACGCUAACAACGGUUUGUGAGCAAACAAUGAAACGUAAUCACAGCGUUAAACACUUACAUUUAUUAACCGAAAGUGAUUUCAACGGUCGACAUGACGAGUCAAAAGUUGUUGAACUAAGACAAGUCCAUUCGACACCGAAUCUCCAUCAUGUGACAUCACCUGAAUUAAUGACAUGCAAUCAAGAUCAGACAUUAGAAUUGCCGUCAAUACAAGCAUCGCCAAAAGCAUUAAGAUAUAUGACGUCCUUACGUCACAGGCUAUCAAAUGCUAGCUCAUUAUUCAAAUAUCGAGAAGAAGGCCGUGCUGCCAGAAUAAGCAUAUUGGUUGUUAUAAUGUUCCUACUUACGUACCUUCCAUACGGCAUUUUACUACUAGUUCAUGGUCAGGAGAGUAUCAUCAAAGAAUCAAAUAUCACGCUACUUUCAAUAAUAUUUGUUCUACUCGCGAAUCUCUGCUCACCUAUAAUCUUUGCAUACCGAAACAAGCGUGUAAGACGCGGGGUACGAAGACUGUUGGGUAUUGACAAGAAAACAAACGAACGAUUAGAGAAGUUGAAUAGCUUGAAGAGAAGCUGUAGUACAAGAAUCAAGAACUAUCGACAAAACAAUUUACACAAGAGCUUAAAUCUUGGAAAUGGAAUUAAGGCCAGUAAUAUUCGAAGAACAAAGUCAUUUCAAACAUGCAACUAUCUUACGCCAUUUGAUGCUGCCAAGAUGUCCAUGAACAACACCAUUUCAAAAAAUAGCAGCAAUAUUAGCUUCAGUAAUAAUAAUGAGAGUCCGAUGAAUAUCCAAAAGAGUCUCUCAAAUGUAAAAGAGAAGAAGUCAAUCUUGAAGAUUGUCGCCGAUAGUUCGAGAAAAUUUAGAUGUCAAUUUACAAAUUGCCAAAAUGGAAUCAAUCAAGAUCAAACGAUGCCUGUCGAGGUAUAGACUGAGUGACACACGAAAAACGACAUAAAGAUAAAUAAUAAUUUUUUUUGUGAGGUCGAUCAAAGAUCGUUAAAGCUUUAUAGAGUAAGGAAAGAGAAGAAGAGUCAUUAAAAUUCAAAUUUUGUGCCAAAUUUUAUGUGGACGUAUAGGAAAAAAAUUUGCAUUUAUUUAAAACAUUAUUUUUUUGUCCGUUUGCUGUUCCCAUCGCACAGAUGAAUUAAACAAAAAAAAAACUGUCUGUCUCAUUAUGCUUUGUUUUCUUAUUCAACUUCUUCUUCUGUUUCUUUCUAAUUUGUUUUGAGAGCAUUUUUUGUAUGAUUUGGCUACUGUUUUUUUCUUUGAAUUGGCAUGUUGAGUGCCAUGACUUAAAAACAUUGAGAUCGUUAUGAUGAUUAACAGCAAGUAAAAUUGAAUUUCAGAUUUGUGAAACUUAAUUUUAAUGAUUUCUGGAAAAUUUGAAUUUUAAACGAUAUUUGAAAUUUAACGGUUGUCGAAAUUUGAAUUUUAAAAAGGGGUGCUCAACUAAGAAUUCACAAUUUUUAAAACUUUGCUAAAACAUUGU